This is a messenger RNA of Drosophila persimilis, 2009 nucleotides long. It is a transcript of the gene Vps33B, whose product is annotated as vacuolar protein sorting-associated protein 33B. The record is from RefSeq and is a predicted model, not a curated record. The coding region runs from base 1 to 1935 and encodes 644 amino acids. The transcript is spliced from 4 exons. Gene Ontology annotation, biological process: vesicle-mediated transport; intracellular protein transport. NCBI's taxonomy places the organism in Eukaryota, Metazoa, Arthropoda, Insecta, Diptera, Drosophilidae. Gene Ontology annotation, cellular component: CORVET complex; lysosome.
AUGGAAUUAACGCUGGAAAAGAAGCUGCAGGGAUUCCAACUGGUGGCCCAGGAAAAGCUCCAAGCCAUACUGUGCUCCAUACCCGGCAAAAAGGAGCUGAUUCUGGAGCCCGCUCUCAUCAAACCGCUGGAACACGUCUGCACUGCCUCCUGGUUAAAACUUAAAGGUAUACAGAGGAUAUACAAGCACGAUGCCAAACAGAGUUUGCCACGCGCCGCGGAUGAGGUGCACAUCUACAUGAUACGCAGUCUGUUGGGCACAUAUCAGACCCUCCUGCGGCAGCUGCAGCCCCUGGCCAUGGUGGAGACGCCCGACGUAUUCCUAAAGAUGUACCACAUCAUCUGUGUGCCCAGCUGCUACACGUACUACCAGACUCUGCUCGAGCAGGCGGGUCUGUGGGGCCUGGUGCAGCUCCAUCACUACAAUUGGGAUUUCAUUUACUUCGAUCAGGGUGUCCUCAGCAUGGAGUUGCCAAAUUUGUACGAGUGCCUGUACCUCCAGGGUGAUAGUUCGCCCCUGCCGGCCGUGGCUCAGAGCCUGCGGCUCCUUCAAAUGAUCUGUGGCCCACCGGCGGUGAUACUCAGCUUUGGCUCACACUCAGCGCAGCUCCUGCAAAUGCUGCAGGCCCUGGGCAAGCUGCCGGAGUCCAGCAAUCCCCCCGAUUAUGGCGGCUGGCUGAUCAUCGAUCGGGACAAGGACUAUCCCUCGAGCCUGCUCACCCCCGCCAUCUAUGCGGGUCUGCUGCUGGAGGUGUUCCAGCAGCGAGCGGGCGAAAUUGUGGUAGACAAUUCCAAGAACAAGAUCAGCAGCCAACGCGUGGAGCUGCUGCAGAGCAAGCAGUCCUCAAAGGGGGCCAGCAGCAAACCCAUCUCUGUGCGCCUGAACUCCGCCUCCGACGAGAUCUAUGGCGACAAUCGCUACAAGCACUUUGCUCAGGCCAGCAGCUGGAUACGGGCCCAGGUCAAGGCCUUGGGCUUGGAGCUGCAGAAAUUGAACGACAUGCAGCUGGAGGAGAUGCACGAUUACGUGGCACGUAAGCUGCCCAAGCUCACGGAACUCAAAGCCAAAGUCUUGCGGCAUUUGAAUGCCAGCGAAAUCGUUAUCCAAAUGUUGGGAAACUUUCGCAGACUUCAAGCCCUAGAGGAGGAUAUCCUCAAUAAUGUGUCCAGGAAGCGCCUGCUGGGGGAUAUUGAUGAACUGUUGACGACCGAUGGCCAGCGCUACAAUACCCUGCGACUGCUGUGCCUUCUCCAUCACUGCGCGGGCGUGGCCCCCGAGGAGCUGCAGACCUUUGCCAGGAACUACUGCAACAUGUUCGGCCAUCGCGAGUUGGGGGUGUUCCAGCAGCUCGCCCAAGCGGGUCUGCUGCCCCAGCUGUUGCCCGAAAAGAAGGCGCCCACCAAGCUGCUGGCCAAUCUCCCAUUGCCCAAGUUCCAGCAAACCGAGUUCCAGGCAAAUGCCAAUCGCUUGAAGCUGCUCACCUCCUGCGGCGAUGGUCCGGAUGGUGCCGCCUCAUCGAAGGAGGUGCAGUCCUGCCCCAGUUUCGUGUUCAAUGGCACCUACAUCCCCCUGGUGGCACAGCUGUGCUCCAUUCUGCUGCGCGCCAACACCGCUGAAGAGUUGUCCACAAAGCUGGCCAUGAUCGAGGGCAUGCAACUCCAUUUGGACAGCAACAGACAGACGACGCCCAAGGCCUAUGCUGCACAGCAAAAGACACAGCCACCAGGUCCUGCUGCUGCUGCCUCUAGUGGGGCGGAUGCCGAUGUGUUUCCCCUGCGACUACGUAAUCUCUUUGUUUUUGUGGUCGGCGGGGCCAACUAUGCGGAGAUAGCCGCUUGUGAUUUCAUCUCCAAACUGACGGGUGCCCACAUCACAGUGGCCUCCGACUCUCUAAUGGCGGGAAGCGAUCUAAUCGCCGCUGCCUUCAGCAACUGAAGAAUUUCUCACAGAUAUCUUUAUUUUAUAUACAAUUUAUAUUUUUUAAUAAAAGAUUCAGACACCACCCUUCA